This is a messenger RNA of Grosmannia clavigera kw1407, 993 nucleotides long. Its product is annotated as mitochondrial cation transporter. NCBI's taxonomy places the organism in Eukaryota, Fungi, Ascomycota, Sordariomycetes, Ophiostomatales, Ophiostomataceae. Gene Ontology annotation, cellular component: mitochondrial inner membrane. Gene Ontology annotation, molecular function: monoatomic ion transmembrane transporter activity. Gene Ontology annotation, biological process: monoatomic ion transport; mitochondrial transmembrane transport. Bases 1 to 993 code for a protein of 330 amino acids. The transcript has 3 exons. The record is from RefSeq and is a predicted model, not a curated record.
AUGUCGGCUUCUCUGCCCGGCAGCCGAGAGCUGCCCGCCUCGCAGUACGACCUCAACACAUACUGGGGACGAGUCCAGCACACGGCAGGCAUCACCGAUCCCAGGACUCUACUGGUUGGCAGCGCAGGGCUGGAGCAGGCCAAGAGGGCCAUCAUUUCCUACAAGCAGGGCGAGGUCAAGGAGAUGACGCCAGAGCUGUGGCAGGCCAAGAAGAUUGUCGACUCGACGCUGCACCCAGAUACGGGCGAGCCGGUGCUACUGCCGUUCCGCAUGUCCUGCUUUGUUCUGACGAAUCUGGUGGUGACGGCUGGCAUGUUGACGCCAGGUCUCGGGACCACGGGCACGGUGCUGUGGCAGAUUGCCAACCAGUCGGUCAACGUGGCCGUCAACAGCUCCAACGCCAACAAAUCGUCGCCCCUGACGUACGGCAAGCUGGCCCAGUCGUACUGCCUGGCCGUCGGCGCCUCGUGCUCCGUCGCCGUCGGGCUCAACAGCCUGGUGCCGCGCCUGCGCCACCUCGCCCCGUCCACCCGCCUGGUGCUGGGCCGCCUGGUGCCUUUUGCUGCUGUUGCCAGCGCCGGCGCCCUCAACGUCUUUCUGAUGCGCGGCGAGGAGAUGCGCACUGGCAUCGACGUGUAUCCGGUUGGCGAGGAUGGGGUCGCAGCAGCGGCCGAGUCGCUCGGUCGCAGCAAAAAGGCCGCCGUCCUGGCCGUCGGCGAGACCGCCCUCUCGCGCGUGCUCAACAGCUCGCCCGUCAUGGUGAUUCCGGCGCUGCUGCUCGUGCGGCUGCAGCGGGCCGCCUGGCUGCAGCAGCGGCCGCGUCUGACGCUGCCCGUCAACCUCGGCCUCAUCACGGCCACCAGCUUCGCCGUCCUGCCACUGGCUUUGGCCGCGUUUCCGCAGCGCCAGAAGAUCGCGGCUGACUCGCUGGAGCCGCAGUUCCACGGCCGCGGCGGUGCCGGCGGCCUGGUCGAGUUCAACCGGGGCAUCUAG